Pieris brassicae (large cabbage white) is the source of this 3215-nucleotide messenger RNA. RefSeq names its product calcium-binding mitochondrial carrier protein SCaMC-2 (gene SCaMC). The transcript has 8 exons. The coding region runs from base 425 to 1888 and encodes 487 amino acids. NCBI's taxonomy places the organism in Eukaryota, Metazoa, Arthropoda, Insecta, Lepidoptera, Pieridae. Gene Ontology annotation, biological process: transmembrane transport. The record is from RefSeq and is a predicted model, not a curated record. Gene Ontology annotation, cellular component: mitochondrial inner membrane. Gene Ontology annotation, molecular function: calcium ion binding; ATP transmembrane transporter activity.
UGUCAUCGGUUGCCAAAUACUAAAUAGUGAUUUUUCUAAAAGACAGCAAGGAGCCGCAGUCUGUUAUUUAUUUAUUAUUAUUCGCAAGCUCCAUAACGAAAUUUUCACUUUGCGACUUCAUAGCCGUGGCGGGUGGCCUAGAAAAUUCAGCGCAGUGCUGUAUUUAUAAUUGUCUUUGUGUGUAUAAGUACACGAGCCACACAUAUUCGGAAAAAUUAGUCUCUAUCCUUAUGUGGCAAGUGCUGACCGUAAGCAGGCGGCAGCUGUCAGAUACAUCAGUCUUUUAAAUGAAAUCCAGUGGAAUCUAGUAAAAUGAUUUUUACGAUCAUUUGCUUUCGUUAGGUUAAAGUUAUGGUUUUCCAUACGGGCCCUUAUAUAAAUUCGGUAUCUCGUUCUCUCUCUAGUACAAGUAGUACUUGUUUUUAUGCCGACUACAGACACCAUGGUGCAGUGUCAUCCGCCGUUGGAGUUGGAAGAAUUGCCAAAAGAAGACGAAGAAAGACUAGAGAAAUUAUUUUCUAAAUUAGAUACAGAUGGAAAUGGCAAAAUCGAUAUUCACGAUCUCUCCGUGGCCCUCAAGGAACUAGCUCCACACAUAAACCGCAGUUACGCAGAGAAAUUUUUGGCAACAACUGGAAAGGAUGCUGGGGAUGUCACCCUCUCAGAAUUUAUUCAUUAUGUACGAGAACAUGAAAAAAAUUUGCGGCUGCAAUUUUCACACCUUGACAAGAAUAAAGAUGGAAAAGUUGAUCUGGAGGAACUUAUAUCUGCAUUUGCUGAUUUGGGCAUCGCAAUAGGACGUAAUGAAGCGACGAAUUUGUUAAAAAGAAGAGCAGUUUGGCCAAUACUAAAGUGGAUGGAUCAAGAUGGAAGCCUGAACAUCAGUUAUGAUGAAUGGCGAGACUACUUACUUCUAGCUCCAGCUACAGACAUACAUGCCCUCAUCAGCUUUUGGAGACAUUCAACUUAUCUGGACAUCGGGGAGGAUAUGAACGUGCCUGAUGACUUUACACAAAGCGAAUUGCAAACUGGAAAGUGGUGGCGUCAUCUUCUUGCUGGUGGAAUCGCUGGCGCCUUUAGUAGAACGUGCACUGCACCACUUGAUAGACUUAAAGUAUUUUUACAGGUAAAUCCCACAAGAGAGAACAUGCUACGGUGUUUAGCUAGAAUGAUUAAUGAAGGUGGUAUUAAUGGUCUGUGGAGAGGCAACGGCAUAAAUGUAAUAAAAAUUGCCCCCGAGUCGGCUAUAAAAUUCGCAGCAUAUGAACAAGUGAAGCGACUGAUAAAGGGCGAAAAAAAGAAUCAACCGCUAGAGAUCCACGAGCGGUUUAUAGCUGGAGCGUCGGCUGGUGCAAUUAGCCAAACUGUGAUUUACCCAUUAGAGGUGCUAAAGACAAGAUUAGCUUUAAGGAAAACGGGUCAAUAUCUAGGUAUAUUGGACGCGGCACGGAAAAUAUAUGCGAGAGAAGGACUGAAGUGUUUCUAUAAAGGAUACAUUCCAAAUAUUUUGGGUAUAGUGCCUUAUGCAGGCAUCGACCUCGCCGUCUACGAGACUCUAAAGAAGAAGUACAUUAGUAAAUAUCAAGCGAACAAUUCGCAACCGGGAAUAUUACUGUUGCUGGCCUGCGGAAGUGCCUCUUGCACUUUGGGACAAGUGUGCUCCUACCCCUUGGCUCUAGUACGAACAAGGCUACAAGCCCAAGAGAGGUCAGCAAAGGGCGCAGAGGGCACCAUGAGCGGUGUGUUCCGUGAUAUAGUGCAGCGGGAAGGAUUCCGGGGCCUUUACCGCGGCAUAACGCCUAACUUCAUAAAGGUGAUUCCUGCCGUUUCCAUUUCGUACGUGGUGUACGAAUACGCCAGCCGGUCGCUCGGCGUCAACAUGACGUGAUUGCCGCGGUCCCAAAUACGCGCAUUUCCUCGCGGACAAGCGUCCGAAAUACCCCAAGGCUCAAACCGCCUUUCGACAUUCUAAUCCGCAUUAGCAAAUUGUGCAUUUUAAUGUAAAUAGCUCUCAUCUAUUUUAAGACUAUUUAUUUUGUGAAUUUGAUUCCAUAUAUUUAAUUUGCCACCUGCGAUUAAUUUAUUUGAAUAACGACUGCUACAUAUUUCAAGAAAUUUUAUAAAAAUACUUUUGUGUGUGUUAAUGGACAUGGUUAUCGGUCUCAAUUUAUGCCAGUAUAGCGCUGGGUUUUGCAUCUGUGAUUACAAUAAACUGUAUUUUUUUUAGUUUUUCUUUUUUUUUCCACCUGAAUCCAUUUCCCAAUGUAUUAUUUGUUUGCAUUUAUUACGUUUUGUUGAUCCUUUCUCGUAAUCUGCCAUUAAUGCACUUAGCACCUUUUAAAGAAUACAAAAUUUGACUUUAGAUAGCUGAACGAAAUUUAGUUAGAUAUAUUUAAAAUUGUUCAUCGUAUAGUUAGGAUUAAAAGCUAAAAGCUUGUUUGUGUUGUAAUUAAUACUGUAAGGUAAUAAUGUAAUUAUUCCACUUUUUAAUUAUAUUUCAAUAGGCUUAUAAAUGUUUUGCCAUUAUUAAAAAAUAGUAGUCCGUGAUGGUUUCGUAGUAUCCCUUAAAAUAUUAAUCAAAUACUCGGAUUAAUUGCGAGAAACAAAUGAAUGUUAUAUUCAGUUAUUGUACAUUGUCGUUAGGCUGCGGCAGUUCGUGUUAUGUUUAUCACCAAGAGUAUAAUGAUAUAAGGUUCCACAAGAAUCUCAGAUGAUAGUUAUAAUAUUUACUAAGUGUCAACGUUAUAAAUAAAAUGUUUACGAUCGCAAUAAAAAAAUUCUAGAGAUAAUCCCAAAGUUCCGUCAACUAGUUAGAUCAUUAAAUCUUUUUAAUUAUUACCAAUUAAUGUCAAUCUAAUAAAAUGUAACAUUUCCACAUUUCACAUUCAAUUAAAACAUUAAGCUUAUUAAUAGAUGUACACGUUACUUAAUACUAGAAGUCAUGCAACUUGAUUCAUGUAAAUAUCUGUUAAUAAUAAUAGAUCACACAACAUCCAAGUGUCUGUUGAGAAGCAAAGACAUGUUAAGGUUUUUACGUGACUCCAUAAUCAGUGGCUUAUGCUAUCCGUCGUCUUCUAUAAUUAUUCCAACUAUAAUUGCAAUAUAUGCUUGUAACUUAUAUAGUAUGAAUGUAUAACUUUCUCAUUGAUAUAAACCUUCAUAGUGAAUUAUAAUUAAUGUUGUUAAAAUUAUUACCAAUAAAUAUCUUUCUCAAU